This is a messenger RNA of Schistosoma guineensis, 2844 nucleotides long. The record is from the annotation of a GenBank genome assembly. Lineage: Eukaryota; Metazoa; Platyhelminthes; Trematoda; Strigeidida; Schistosomatidae.
AUGAAUCCAGUGAUGGGAUUCUGGGAGAAAUUGCGGAUGAAAUUAGAUCGUGUUUCAUCAACUCAAACAUCAACAUCAGAGAAUCAUAAAACAGAAACCAACACAACUACACCUAACUGUACUACAACUCAUUCGACAAAUAAUCCCGUUCCAACGCCAGUGACCGUGAAUGUCUAUGAUAUGUUGUGGAUAAAUGAUUACGUCAGUUCUCUUGGUAUUGGAGUUUAUCAUACAGGAGUUGUAGUUCAUGGAAUUGAAUAUUCAUAUGGUGGACAUCCAUUAACCAACUCUGGAGUAUUCUCUAUGUUACCAAGAGAUUCUGCUUAUUUAGGCGAAAAUUAUUCGUACAAAGUCACAUUGUCCAUGGGAUAUACAGAUUUUACAGCUUCCGACGUUCCUUUAUUACUAGAGAGUAUAACAACAGAUUAUCGUGGUGAUCAAUAUCAUUUAUUGAAUAAAAACUGUAAUCAUUUCUCUGAUACAUUUGUUCAGUUACUUUGUGGUCGAUCUUUGCCUAAAUGGAUAAAUCGAUUGGCUACAAUUGGUUCCAAACUUCCAUUAAUUGAACGUACACUACCAGUUGAAUGGUUGAAACCACAUCAACAGAUUAAUAAUCAUAUAAAUAAAGUCGAAAAAUAUGACAAUGAUAUAGAAUGUAUAGAACAAUCAAAUCAUUUAAAUAUACAGACUACUUCAUUGCCUAAUAUCCGAAGAAUUAGUACUAUAGAACGUUUACAAAAUUGUGUACAUCGUUUACAUAAAGGAAAUAUACAUAAACGUGAACAAAAUCAUCAUCCUCCUCAUCAUCAUCCUCAUCAUUUAAUAAAUUCUAUGAAAUCUGAUACAUAUUCAUUAAUUGAUAUUCCAUUGAAUGAAAAAACACAAAUAGAUUAUCAUUUAUAUUUAUAUUUAACACAAUAUGAAACAUUUAAUAAAUCUAAUUCUAAUGAUGGAUACAAUAAAAAAAUGAAUCCUUCUGUUACUAUGACAAAUAAUACAUUGAAUAUGAAUACAAAUCAUUGUAUAAAUCAUCAAUUUUCUGAUGAUUUAUUGACAAAUAGAAUAAUAUCAUCUCAUGGUAUUUCAUUACCAUCAUUAUCAUUAAAUCAUAUUGAUAACACUUGUAAAUCUAUAAAACGAUCUCAAUCUAUUGCAUUUGAUCAUAUCUAUCAAAAUAGAUAACAAUGAAUAUUGAAAAGAAAAGUUAAUAUAUUUUAUCUUUCAUAGAAACUUAUUCUCAGGAAAGUAAUUUACAGAUUCAUAGUGAUUUUUUUUUACAUUGAUUCUAAUUGGUUUUGUAUUAAUUGGUACAAUUUAGCUCAAAAUUUAAUUGAUAUAAAUUGAUAGUUUAUUUUUCACUUUUCUUUUCCCUUUUUUUCUCUCUCGUAUUUUCUUCUUUACAAUAUUGAUUGAUUGUAUUGUUGUAUUGUGUAGAUCUACCAUUCCAUACAUGGUAUACAUUUUUUUCUACAUUUUGAUAAUAAUAACAAAAAGAAAUACACGAAGAAAAUUAUUCAAAUAUAAAAAAGGAAUGAAAGUUUUAAUUGUUUGAUCAUGAGACUAUGAUUGAUGGACAACGUUGGAGUAAUGCUAAAGUGACUUUGAGAGAGUGUUCCCCUAAUAACUAGGACCAAAUGAUGGCUAUAAUUCAAUGUGUAGAAUUAGAAUUAUGAUUUACAUUUGAUGGUUAAGGUUUGGGAUUCGAUUUACAGUUUUCAUGCCAAAAUCUAAGAUUUUUUAUUGUUAUACCUCAUUUCGUUCGUUCAUAAAUUAUAGUCUCGUCAAUUGUUUGUUUAUUUUUUUUUACCAUUUACUAUCGAAUAUUUGUUUAAACAGAAAAGUGCAUAUGCACACAUAAUACAUAUACAUGACGAUUGUUAACCUUCAGUUGUUUUGUUUUGUUUUUCUCUAGUAAGAAAACAAAUAGAAUUAUAAAUUGUAUUUUAGGUAUUUUCUAAAAGAAAAGAAGAAGAAGAAGAAGAAGAGCUUUACAUAUAUUCAUAACAAGUAAAUAAACUUGUUUCCAUUGAAUUUGUUCAAUAAAUCUGUUUUACAUAUUAUCGUUUACUCAUUUAUUACAUAAUUCAUAAUAGUUGUAUUCUUUUUUUUUUUUUCAAAAUUUAAUCAAUAUAUAUAAUUGUUGCCAUAGUUUCUGUUUUGGUAUUUCUUUUUUUUUCUUUAGUUCAUAUGACAGGGUUCUCAAUUCUUUCCUUUUAAUCAAUUAGUAUUAAUAUAGUUUUUGUUCAAAUCAUUUUCUUUUUUCUUCUUCUUCUUCUUCAAUCAUUUAUGUUAUAAUUUAUGUAACUUCUCCGAGCAUUAUGUCAGAAUGUUCAAUUUUCAAACAAACAAAAAAGAGCGGUACAAUUUAAAUUGAUCAAUAUUCUAUUGUUUCUUUAGUUUCCUUUUUAUGUUGUUUUAAUAAUUAAUGAUUUAAUCUAAUUAUAUUGGUAUUGCUGAAUUUAAGAUCAGUUCAUGGUUAUUUGACAGUAUUGUUUUCUUUUCUUUUCUUUUUUAAUGGAUUUUUUUUUAUAUAUUUGUCUUUCAAAAAGAAUAAAAAAAUUCAUCUUUGAACUCGAGCUCUAAUGGUAAUGCAUUUAUUUGUUUAUUCAUAUUCAAUUCAAAUGGUUUAAACAAAAAUUAAUGGAAGUUUAUUUGUUUAUUAUAUCUGUCAAUCAGUUUUGUUUGAAUGUUGUUGUUGUUGUUGUUUUUUUGUUGGUUUGUUUGUUUGUUUUUUAUUUAUUUUGGAUUAUACGUUUGAUUAGUUCAAUUUAGGUUUUCUUUUCAACAAAACAAACUGUAUUAUCCAUAUGCGUAAGUGUAUUGUUAAUAUGGUUGUUAUUAUUA